CUGUAAAGCCGACCGAGGCGAUGUGAUUGCGGUUCAUGGCUUUAUAAAUAAGAUGUGAUUCGAUCUACCUGUUGACGUCACCUUCAGGUGAUGGCACACAGACUGCUCUUAACACAAGCACGCAGGAGUUCAGUCAGUCGUCCAUUUCUCUCCGAGCAGCUGUUUCCCACAGCUGGCUGUGUGUGACGCGCCGGAUAGGUGGCAGCACGAGAGAGCCGCGCGAGCUGAGCUGCCACUGGGUGCGCGCGCGCGUGUCUCGAGCCGGGUUUGUUGAGCUCGUGCAGGUGAAGCCGGUGUGUCAGUCAGCAGGAGAGCAGCGGCAGGAUGUCCGCGGAAAUACUGGAGAAGAAGAAGACGCUGGACCUGAGGAGGAAGCACAUCGGGCCGUCCUGUAAGAUCUUCUUCAGCCAUGACCCGAUCAAGAUCGUGCGUGCCAGAGGCCAGUACAUGUACGAUGAGAAAGGCCAGCGCUACCUGGACUGCAUCAACAACGUGGCUCACGUGGGCCACUGCCACCCGGACGUGGUGAAGGCAGGAGCUCAGCAGAUGGAACUGCUCAACACCAACUCACGUUUUUUGCACGACAACCUCGUACUGUACGCCCAGAGGCUGCAGGCCACGCUUCCCGACAAGCUUUCCGUGUGCUACUUUGUCAACUCUGGCUCCGAGGCCAACGACCUGGCGCUUCGUCUGGCGCUGCAGUACACGAGCCACAAAGACAUCAUCACGCUGGAAAAUGCGUACCACGGCCAUGUCUCAUCGCUCAUUGACAUCAGCCCCUAUAAGUUCCACCAGCUGUCAGAUGCUGAGCAGAACCAAUUUGUCCAUGUGGCUCCGAGUCCAGAUGUGUACAGAGGCAAAUACAGAGCAGACCACCCCAACCCUGCCAAGGCGUAUGCAGAUGAAGUCAAAGAUAUAAUAGACAGAGUCCAUGAAAAAGGAGGCAAGAUCGCCGCUUUCACUGCUGAGUCACUGCAGAGUUGUGGCGGGCAGGUCAUUCCACCGGCAGGAUACUUCCAGCAAGUGGCAGAACAUGUUCGCCGGGCAGGAGGUGUGUUCAUCGCCGAUGAAGUCCAAGUGGGCUUCGGGCGUGUGGGCACCCACUUCUGGGCGUUCCAGCUUCAGGGAGCGGACUUUGUGCCUGACAUCGUCACCAUGGGAAAGCCUAUUGGCAACGGCCACCCCAUGUCCUGUGUGGUCACGACCAAAGAGGUGGCAGAGGCCUUUGCUUUAUCAGGAAUGGAGUAUUUCAAUACAUUUGGCGGUAACCCAGUGUCGUGUGCCAUCGGUCUGGCUGUACUAGACGUGAUUGUGAAAGAGGAUCUCCAGGGAAAUGCGCUACGUGUGGGCCAAUACCUGACCGAUCUGCUGGAGAAGCAGAAAGAGAAGCAUCCACUGAUCGGUGAUAUCAGGGGUCGCGGCCUCUUUGUUGGCGUGGAGCUGGUGAAGGACAGGUUGAAGCUCACGCCUGCAACAGCUGAAGCCCAAGAAGUCAUAUAUAAGCUAAAGGAACAGUACAUCCUCCUCAGUGCUGACGGACCUCAUCGCAAUGUGCUCAAAUUUAAGCCGCCGCUGUGCUUCACCACGGAGGACGCUGACCUGGUGGUGGAGAAGAUCGACCACAUCCUCACAGAACUUGAGGAAGCCUUAGGCUUGAAGUUGCACAACACACUGAAUGCAGAGAACGACAGCAUCAAAAGAAAGCUGCCAGCAGAAGAAAAUGGCCACCAGUAUCACAGUGGGUUGAUUGUGAGCAGAGGGAGCAGUCCAGGAGUUCCUCAGCAAACCAAACGCCACAAGAGAUAACGAACAGAGUCAGAGCUGUAAAACAACAACACUUUAUCAGCAGGAGGUUAAAAGUGGAGUGCCUUAGCAUUGAACCUAAUGAGACAUGUCAUGAUUAUGAUGAUAAUAAUGAUGUACUGUGUAUCUGUGAGACUGCAGUAUCUGCUCAGGUAUUGUGUUUUUAAUCACAUGUAGGAAUCAAGCCACUUGUUUUCAUAACGAGCCUAUGAAGCUUUCACUUCGGUGCAGAAAACCUCCUUAUUCCUAUAUCCCUUUAAUUUAAAUGCAUGCCAACAUCUACUUGACCAUGAUUUUCAGGGAAUCAUGAUUUUAAUAAAUAAGUGUUUUGCCAAAACGAGCAAUGUUUGAGAUGCAGUCGAUCAUAACCAUGGCUCGCUGUUGGUGAACGUGUGGAGCACAAUUACACAUUGUGUGCUGAAGCUAUUUGCAUGAAAUAAAAAAUACUGUAUAAAAAAUA
Molecule: messenger RNA, 2263 nt
Organism: Acanthopagrus latus (yellowfin seabream)
Lineage: Eukaryota; Metazoa; Chordata; Actinopteri; Spariformes; Sparidae
Gene: etnppl
Product: ethanolamine-phosphate phospho-lyase
Exons: 13
Coding region: 325-1806 (493 amino acids)
Cellular component (GO): mitochondrion
Molecular function (GO): ethanolamine-phosphate phospho-lyase activity; pyridoxal phosphate binding; transaminase activity
Source: RefSeq, a predicted model, not a curated record